Molecule: messenger RNA, 1637 nt
Organism: Ostrea edulis (European flat oyster)
Lineage: Eukaryota; Metazoa; Mollusca; Bivalvia; Ostreida; Ostreidae
Product: stress response protein NhaX-like
Exons: 4
Coding region: 136-609 (157 amino acids)
Source: RefSeq, a predicted model, not a curated record
GGAAAUACACAAGUACUUUUAAACACAAUGUACAAUGUUUAGUUAGAUACUCGUGGUCAGAUUAUUGUAGAGUGACUGCUCUAUACUGGUGAAAUUUGUAAAUCGAAAUCACAUUGCAGAACUUUGUCAUCUAGAAUGAAGGUCAUCAUGGCGACAGACGGAAGUAAAAUUGCCAGGGAUGCUUUGGAAUGGUACAUGCAGACUCUUCACAAGGACGAGAAUCAGUUGUACAUCGUCCACGUUACAGACAAUCGUUACAGUUUUGAAACCAAAGACCCCGUAAUACCAGCUGAUCAACACCUGUUUGUUCUUGGGCGUCAGGAGGAAGACAAGAAGGCCAAAGCAGUGGUGAAAGAAAUGGAGAGCUUCCUCUUACACAAUAAAAUUCAUGGAGAAGUAAAUCGUUUAUUUGGAGAUGUAGGAGAAGAAAUCGUGAAAAGGGCCGCCUGUGUCAAUGCCUCCUUGAUUAUCACGGGCAGUCGAGGUUUGGGUGUCAUUCGACGGACGGUGUUGGGUAGCGUCAGUGAUUAUGUUGUUCAACAUGCAAACAUCCCAGUGAUUGUCUUCAAAGACAAAUCUUUCAAAAGUACUUCUUCUAUUAUCGAUUGAAUUAAAGUAGCAUUAUACCUGUCCUUGUCGUGUGUUACAGAUAAUACAAAAACAUAGUACCUAAGGUAAUUUCUCACCAAAAAAUGUCAUUGUUCAAGAUGCACCUGAUCCCACCUCAUGUAAAUCCAGGGGUCCGUGUUUGCCCAAUUCUCUAUUUUGUAUUUCUUAUAAGAGUUAUGAGAUUGAUCACUGUUCGUAAGAGUAUUUAAACUUCAUAAGUAAAGAAUAUUAUUGAAUUUUGCCAUAUUUGAAAAAAUAAUUGUAGUGAAAACAGGUGCAAUUUUCUAUUUAUUUCAGAUCGAUUAAGUUUUAAUUUCAUACAGAUAAAGUAGAAUUAUCAAAUUAAGACAAAAUAUCCCUGAUUGUGGCCAUAAUAAAACUUGAAUUACCUUGUAAUUUAGAAGUCACAUGACCUGAAGGUUUUCGGUUCACUAACUAUGAUGUCUCUAUCUUGUACGAUUCAAAAGUUAUAACAAAGUUUAUUUUGUUUGUUUUAUAUUGUUUAGUGUCCCUUUUGAAUAUUUUCUAUUCGUGUUGAGACGCCAUCAGCUGUAGCUGAAGUGCCACAAAUUUUGAUCCAUGCUUAGGGCUCAUAUCAGGGUCUUGGGAUUCUUUAUCAAGCCUUUGAGAUGACCUCAGGAUACUUGACCCCAUAAUACCAGCUGAUCAACACCCACCUGUUCGAGAUAUGGACUGUACAGAAAAUACUUUGUACGCUUUAUAUCAUUUUUAAAUGUGGAAAUUUGACCCCACAAGAAAUGAUUUCCAAGGGUCAUUUUUUAACAAGGAUCAAAAUUUCACGCUUGAGAGGGUGACCCCUGGGGUCCUUAUCUAAUGUUACACCAGCGUGAAAUGUGGCAUUUCCUAUCCUUAUGUAUUUGUAAAAAUAAUGCUCCAGCCAUAUAAUUUGCUCAAAUUCCACUUUUUAGAUGAAUAUGUACUUGAAUCUUUAUAUCAUGUAGUAUGUAUCAAAUAUGUGCGAUUUAACAAUAAACGUAUAAAUUAAAAAUAAAAUACCAAGGAACAAA